Pseudogymnoascus verrucosus is the source of this 2472-nucleotide messenger RNA. RefSeq lists its product as uncharacterized. The coding region runs from base 420 to 2048 and encodes 542 amino acids. Gene Ontology annotation, cellular component: nucleus. Gene Ontology annotation, molecular function: small GTPase binding; guanyl-nucleotide exchange factor activity. The record is from RefSeq and is a predicted model, not a curated record. Lineage: Eukaryota; Fungi; Ascomycota; Leotiomycetes; Thelebolales; Thelebolaceae. The transcript is spliced from 2 exons. Gene Ontology annotation, biological process: protein import into nucleus.
AAAAACCACAACACGACUCAAUUAUCACGUGAAAAUUGUAUUACAAAGUAAACAAUCAGAUGUCGUAUUUAGAUAAUCUACAAUGUAUCAAUUUGGCUAGAUUGUUAAUCACGGGAUUCACUUGUUCUUGUCACUUGUCUCGCUGAAUUCCCCGAUGUAUGACAAGUGAGUGGCAAAAGAACUUCGGAGUCACAAUCCCCAAAUCGGCGGAGUCAGCGAGCGGCAGUGGAGCCUUAUAACCCCCGCAUGUCGACAACCGCAGCUCUCCAGCGUUAACCAACAUUACAUUCUUCACAUUUCAACAUAUACAUCUCCUGAAAUCUACUUGUAAAAUGUCAGAAACCGACCGUCGGUCACUACAACAAAGUCUCACCGCCGCAAACCGACACUUCUCGCCAUAGAAACAAACAAGACCUCUUAUGUCUCCUCAUCCUGGAGUGCCCAUAGCUUCUUGGGACUUCGGUCCCUGUAUCGAACUGCUUCUGCAGGGCGUGAAGUCCGACAACACUGGCUCAUCGCCGCGGCUGAACAAUGCCUCCUCGACAAACAUACCUGGUAGAAACCAAGACGUUGCCACCACCGGAAGCACUCCAAGUCUAGGGAAUUUCGAUGCCAUUUUCAAGCACCUAGGCACCGAGGCUAUCGAUAUACCCAUCAAAGCAAACCAUCCAUCAUCUUCAGACGAAACGUCUGAAGAUGUAGGCUCAUACUCUACCGCGGCCUCCACACCGCCGGACGAAGAACCGAGAUAUUUUGACUUGUGCAUGAUGCCUAGGGCGGUCGGAGCGAAUGAAGAUAUUCAAAAUUACAAAACAAAACUGGGACUGAAUAAUAAUGCACAAAAUAAACUGAAGAAAGUCACCCUGCCCAACGGAGAAAAACAGCAGCCAAACAAUUCCGUGUCAACGACCGAACUAUAUCGUCAGCUUAAGGCCGCCCGAAGAUUGGACUCGACCGUUCCACUCCCAAGUUUCGGAUGGGUGCCGGAUGCCCUGCCUACCACGCCGGUACGGAGAAGUGAGCGCAUACUUAACAAAGCCAAGAAGUCCACAGCUAUAGUUGACGUCCAUGCGACACCAACACAUUUUUCAACAGCACGAGCUGCUGCAAUCAGCACGCAUAAGUCAGUCGGCCGUCGCCAGAGCUUACCUGCAGAUACUCCGCGUAUUCUGCUGGAUCCCAAAGUGAUAAGACCUCUGCUUUAUGCGUCUCAUGAUACGAAGAAGCUUAGAAUUGCUGAAAAGCUCAUGCUAAGAUUCGGGCCAACAUCGAGUACGAUUGAGGGCGACCUUAUCCGCGCUAUGGGCCAUGUUGGCGGCAAUGAACGUCCAGAUGGCAUCCAUGUGUUCGUUGAUAGCUCCAACAUCGCCAUCGGAUUUGCAGAGGCGCUCAAAAGAGCACGGGGAAUGGACAAAAAUGAAUUUACGAAAUUACCACCACUGGCAUACCAUUCGCUGGCCUUGAUCAUGGAACGUGGUCGAGGUGUCGCGAAACGGGUUCUGGUGGGGUCCAGUCGCGAUAACGUGCGAUUGGAUUACAUGUACGAAGCAGCCCAGUGCGGCUAUGAAGUUUCAGCGCUCGAGCGCGUGGAGAAGUUCAAGGAGGCGAAAGAGUCGGAUAUUGAAAAAUAUAAGCGGCUAGGAAGAGCCAAUGGAAACAACACGUCUUCCGGUAGCGGCGGCGAGGCUCCUCUCAACGCCUUUAAAACGGUUACUGAGCAAGGCGUGGACGAGAUUCUCCAUAUGAAGAUGCUGGAAAGCAUGGUUGAUACGGAUUAUCCUUCCACAAUGGUCGUCGCCACUGGAGACGCCGCCGUGGCGGAGUACUCCUCUGGCUUUCUCAGGAACGUCGAAAGGGCUCUUGAGCGGGGAUGGAAAGUUGAGCUCGUCGCUUGGAAGCGUAGUAUAAGCUACGCCUACCGCGACAAGGCAUUUGCAAAGAAGUGGGCGGGGCAGUUCACGAUAGUGGAACUCGAUGACUUCCAGGAGGAGUUGUUGGGGAUCUAUACGAAAGGCCCGCGCACUUUUGAUGCGUCGAAUUUUGUGUAGCUCGGGGCUCCUGUGUCAUAUUUUUUACAACACACAGCGAGCGAUCUGCUGCAGUGAUUUGAUUUACUCGUCGGCUGCUGUAAUAUGCGCGGAUGGGUUGUUGGAUUUAUACUGUAUGAUAUAGCAGAUUAUGGCAUUGGCUGGGACCAGGCAUGAGAGCAUUGAUGAUUGUAUUUUUGGAGGAUUUCCCUUCACAGCGUCUACUUGCUUUUUGUAGGAUUUUACUUUACAGCGUCUGAUACAUAUUGAAUGGAUCCAAUCAUUGGCAAGCGGAAAGUUUGGGUGGUGCAAUAGUAGUAUAGAAAAUUCUAUGACACUGUGUGUACCGCAAAAUUAUCUCUUUAGAAAUUCUUCUAAUAUUUUGUGUGAUUGAUAAAUUUUUGAGUCAUUGUUAUUUUAACAUGGAAAUCUUCAUAUAUUUAAU